Molecule: messenger RNA, 2805 nt
Organism: Danaus plexippus (monarch butterfly)
Lineage: Eukaryota; Metazoa; Arthropoda; Insecta; Lepidoptera; Nymphalidae
Product: RNA-binding protein 38-like
Exons: 5
Coding region: 184-969 (261 amino acids)
Cellular component (GO): cytosol
Molecular function (GO): RNA binding
Source: RefSeq, a predicted model, not a curated record
UCGCUCACUGGCGAAUAGCGAUCAGUCCGCGUCCAACAACCACACACGACACACGGCACACGACAUUGGACACAACACACUACACGACACAGUACACGGACAUCAAUAGAAGCAACGUUAUCCGCACCAGCGGAGUGUUUGUGUUUGAAGUGCAAGGUGACCAGCGAGACGGAGGUGCAAGGCAUGUUGAUGGCGGGCGCUCUGCCGGCCGAGUCCGAUGGACUGCUGGCAUUGGGUUCGCUCCCCGGCCAGAAAGACACCACCUGGACGAAACUGUUCGUCGGCGGCCUCCCAUAUCACACCACGGAUAAGAGCCUAAGGGAACACUUCGCUGUUUACGGGGACAUCGAGGAGGCUGUUGUCAUUACAGACAGACAAACCAGCAAAAGCAGAGGAUAUGGUUUUGUAAUAAUGGGCGAUCGGGCAGCUGCUGAACGCGCCUGCAAGGAUCCCAACCCUAUUAUCGACGGCAGGAAAGCAAACGUCAACUUAGCAAUCCUUGGAGCAAAGCCCAGAGGAAAUUUGGCGCCAGGCUUCGGACUCGCAGCGGCCGCAGCGGCAGGCGUCCGUGCAGGAUAUCCUACAGUACUGCCCGCACAUUAUGGGUUGUCCCCGGGGUACGUGUACGGUGCCCCCGGAUAUGUGGGGGCCAUGAGCGGGGUGGGCGCCAGCGUGGGUACUGGAGGGGGGCUGGUGCAGUUGCCGCAACUACAACACGCUGCGGCCGUGGCUGCUGCGAACCACCUUUAUGAAUACCAGGCAGCUGCCGCUCAAGGAGCAGCUGCAUACCAACAGCAAUACGCUGCUGCUGGAUUCGAUCCGUAUGCAACUGCUGCAGCAGCAGCAGCAGCAGCCAGCGGUGCAGGCUACAUGUCUCCAUACUACACUCUUCAAGGCGGCGGUGUGCAGGCGCCAUUAUUGCCACCAUUGCCAUAUCCACCACAGCUCCAAGAAGCACGAAUGCAAUAAUACCAACAUAUCAAAGUGGCACAAAAUAAUAUCAUGAGCCACUCUCUCGGUGUUAAGUAACGAAAAUGUGAUGAGGUGUUGUAGUGUUGGAAUAAUGCUAUCAUUACGGUUCCAUCACCGGAAAAACCAAAAAAAAAAAAAAAACUGUCAAAUACAUGCUGUAUCAACCAAAUAUUAAUAAAUGACCAAAGCUAUAAGCUUUUACGUUAGAAUUAAGGCACGAUGAGGGUACUUAAUGCCAGUAUAGGUGAAGGGUUUUAGAAAAUUAAUAUUACCUAGCGUUGUAAAAUAAAACUAGAUUCUAAAUAAUCUAAUAGCAAUCGAUAAACUGUUUGGAAAUGACACUAAAUAAACAAUGGAUUAUAAUUUCAAUGAAUAUGUCAUUUGCAACGAGUUUCGUCUAGUAAUAUAGUUAAUAUAUUUUAUACCUAGCUGUGUAAAACGAUGUUCUUGCCUCAUUAUUCGACUUCCUAAUGUCAUACCUAUUUUUUUAUCUAAAUAAUAUUUUUAGAUAUAUAUUUUAGGUAUUACUUUCGUCCUAAUUCAUUAUUAUUAAUGCCGAAUAGCUGUCCGACAAUAAUGUUAAGAAAGAUUUUGUCAUGCGUUCAAAUAAGUGGCCAGUGACUUUCCACUCCGAAUGCGUUGCAGAUUUGUCUAAAUAAAAUUAUACCUAUGUCUAUCGUCUCCAUCACGUGCUGUUUUUCUACGUUUUACGCCAUGACUUUAUUGCAAUUUUUAAUACUUCCAAAACACCUUCCUUUUUGUUUUUACUUAUAUUUUAUUAGAGAGCUAUUCAAUUUUAUAAUCGUGGUACGAAUGUGAGGUUAAGUUAAAUGCCGCUAUGGUCAUAAUGAAAACAUGUUCUUGGAACAUCAACUGAACUAUAUUUAAGAUGCGGCGUUUUGACAAAAUGUAGGCAAAUAUAUAAAGUUACUAUGUUACAGUAAAAUUAGCUUUUGUUAUUUCUGUAACGUGUCCACAUUGCUCAAUUCGUCUUAAGAUGGACCCGGUUUAGCUUAAGGUAAGAGGAGAGCAAUAAAGGGCUUAUGUAUUAAUUAUUAAUAUUAUGUACUUAUUUAUAAUAAUAGGCUAUUUUAUUAAGGCCCUUAAUUUUAUGUUCUCCAAAGCGGUAUAGAAUAAUUCAAUUACUAGUCCAUGUAAUAUUAAUGAUAUUGAGUUUUUGACAUCCGCUGGCCGACAUUAUUCUUUAUAAAAUAUCUAUGAUAUAUAAAUAUUUGUAUAUGAAUAUUUUUUUAUAACAAUUCGAUUUAGUAAUGUCCAGGUAAUGGCCGGCGUCGUAGUACAAGCGAAGGGCACUAGAUAUAUCAAAAUCAUAGCAUGUAAGUUAAACAUAAUUAUUAUAAUAUGCUGUUAUUCGUAAUUUAUUUUGUUGAUAUUUGUAAAUCUACAUGUUGAUAACUAUUUAUUAUGUGGAAGAGUAAUAAAAUUGUUAAAUAAUUAUUUAUCGAACGGAUCAAUGAUAAACCAAUAAUGUCCGAUGAAAAUAGAUCCGUUCCAAUAUAAUGAAUUAUACACACCGUUAUUAUAAGUAGAAUAUAUUAAAAACAUUAAUCAUGUUAGCCAUAUUCGUGGCCAUCUUGCCUUAAAUGUCAUUAUUUAUACAAUAUUAUAUAAAACAUAUCACGACGCGACACCGCGUCCUCCAAGACCAUAAGCAUUUCAUUCACAGUAAUAUAAGCACAAUAUAUUUAUGUAUGACUUAUAUAUAAUAUGAUAUCAUAAUAAAUACCUAAUAAUUGUUAUAAUUAAUUUAAAAUUAUACUAUACUGUACUUAAUUUAGGAUAGUCUAAAGUGGAAAAUAAUUUUAUAAGGUA